ACCCAUACUUUCAAAAUCUCUAUUCGCCAACCUCAUUUGUAUUUACGCUGUGUGAGAGAGGUCAGUUUCAGGUGUGUUAAAACGUUUGCUGAUUUCCUUAUUAGGAAGUGCAAUAAAAUUAGAAAUGUUUCACUAUAUUCAGGUUUUCAUUAAAAAUACUUUAAGCCUACAUUAAAAAUCUGAAUUAAUAUGCUGUUUGCUAAAUAUUAAGAAUGUUAUUUUAAAAACCUCAACCCUAAUCCUAACCUUAACCCUAACCCUACAAAAAAAUAAUAAAAUAUAUAUAAAAAUCUGAGUUAAAGUUCAUCUUAAAUCGGUUCAAAAAUGAAAUGUGUUCAGCAUUAUGGCUGAACAGUAAAACAUCAGGUUUUAUUUGCUCUGAUCAAAAGCUUCUUUGGAGGCAGAUGUUGAACCAUCUUGAAUGCCCCCAUAGUAGCCAGAAGAUUUAGAGGCACCUAUAGAAGACAACAGAGCCACUCAUAGAAGAUUAGUCCCUCCCUGCUUGCCAAUUAUGGACAAUAUAGCAGAUGAAUUUUUUGAGAGCUACAUACAAUCUCAAAAAAGGAUUUACAUAUCCAAUACUUCUACAUUCUCCCACUUUGUCACAUUGGGCGUAUACAGUACUCCUUUUUAUUUCUUUUUUAGGUAACUAUGUAUUUCAGAAAUUAUUCUAUGGACCACGUCUGCAUCCCAAAGCAUUGCAUCACAGACAGUAAAUUGGCUAAUGCUCCAUGGGACAAGCCUGCCCAUUUUGGCAAUGCUACUGUAUUCUAUCACCAAUGGUGCUAUUAAUUUGUAGUUUGGUUGAAUUAUCUCUGCUUCCCUAGCAGGCAAGUUGCCAUCUUUCCAGCUCUAAUUUAUGUAAUUGGGCUGCUGACCUCAGGAUGACUAACAGGUAAAAAAAGGCAGACAGGCCCCACCCCACCCUUAGAGCCAGCAAUCCUCCUCGUUUCUUUCUUUAUUGCAUCCCGCCUUUAUUAUCUUUACAAAUAACUCAAGGCAGCGAACAUAUCCAACAUACCUUCCUCCUCCUAUUUUCCCCACAACAACCCUGCGAGGUGAGUCAAGCUGAGAGUGACUGGCUCAAAUCAUCGCCCAGCUGCCUUUCAUCGCUAAGGCGGCACUUGAACUCACAAUCUCCCGCUUUCACAGUGGUUCCUCAAAAUAUCAAGGAAAUUUAAGAGUAAACCCCUGAAAGGACACCAAUUGUAUAAAGCUCCUCUGAGGCUUUGCAGAGUUUCCCCACCUGGGCGAUUGGUGAAAUAGACUGGAAAAAAAAAACCCACCAAAAAAAAAAAAAAAGCCAGCGCGUCCCUCUAGAGUCAAACCAACCAGACUCUCGACUCUUUCAGCACCUGAGAUGGGGUUUGUUGUCUCGGACCCAGCCAGAACACCGAAAAGAGAGAAGAGGCGUGGAUGAAACCAGCCCGAGCGAGCGCCAGCCACAAAACCAGGUCUGGAAUUGCAGCGCCGCAGAGAAACCUGGGCAGGGAUGAGCCGAGGGAGGCGGGACGGGCUCCUGGUACGUAAGGCGAGAGCUCGGUUGCUCGACACCCAAAGAUUUCUCCGCCAGCCGAGAGCGGGGCAACGGCGGUGAUUUAUUAGUCUGCAAUCUGGUUGCCAGAGGCUGGCCGAGGGCCUGAUAAGCACCCUGAAUGGAGCCUGAUGUCAUGCUCAUGUCAAGCUGGUAGCUUCCCAGAGCAGAAAGCCCGGGAGCGUCCCUCAAGGGAAGAAAAAAGAAAAGAAGAAGAAGAAGAAGAAGAAAAAAAGAGACCUUCCUCAGUCUCGCCUCCCAACCCGCGUCGUUCCCAGCCCCGCCACCGCGCGCCGCCCCCGCUCCGGCGGGCUCAACUUUCGACUCCGGCGGCUGGGAGAAAAGGUCCCGGGGGCGGCCGGACUGCCAGUCCCGCCGGCUCCUCACCCCCGCUGAUCUUCGACUCCUUGGAAAGGGAGGAGCGCCUCUUUGCCCUACCUAAAGCAGUUCUUUCCUGAAGAGCCAAGAAUAUUUCCCAUCAUUCCACCAUGAUGGCCACACCCAGGACACUAUUGCCAUGUCUUUGGCUUCUUGUGCUUUCCAUGAAAACAUGCUUAGCUCAAGAGACUUCAUCACCACCACCAUCACCACCACCAGGAUGUGGCAAGGACUUGAACUCCAUCUACUACAACCUCUGUGACCUAUCUGUCGCCUGGGGCAUUGUGUUAGAAGCCGUGGCCAGCUUUGGUGUUGUUAUCAGCUUUGUCCUCACUGUGGUCCUAGUGGCCAGUUUGCCUUUUAUCCAAGACUACCGGAAGAAGAGCUUAAUAGGGACUCAAGCUUUCUUUCUGUUGGGCACUUUAGGGCUUUUCUGCUUGACCUUUGCUUUCAUUGUCAAGCAAGACUUCUCAACAUGUGUUUCACGACGUUUCCUCUUUGGUGUCCUCUUUGCUAUCUGCUUCUCCUGCCUGGCUGCCCAUAGCCUCAGUCUCAAUUUCUUUGCACGGCAAAACACUGGGCCUCGGGGAUGGGUCACCUUUGGCAUGGCUUUGGUCCUCGUCUUGGUUGAAGUCAUCAUCAACACCGAGUGGCUCAUUAUCACUGUGGUGAGGAAUGAUGGUACUGCCAAGGAUCCUUGUGAACUGAAGAAUGAGGACUUUGUCAUGGCACUCAUCUACGUAAUGUUCCUGCAAGUAGCUACUUUUAUUGCUACUUGGCCGGUCUUAUGUGGACAUUACAAGCACUGGAGAAAGCACGCUGUUUUCAUUCUCCUCACAACUUCCUUUUCCAUGGCCAUCUGGAUAGUAUGGAUUGUUAUGUAUGUUUAUGGCAACCAGCAGGACCAGAGACCAACUUGGGAUGACCCCACAUUGGCUAUUGCUCUUGUAUCCAAUGCAACAGUUUUUGUUUUCUUUUAUGUCAUUCCUGAGAUUUCUCAGGUGAUCAAGCCGGGACCAGAGCAAGCCUAUGAGGAUGAUGUCUACCCCACACGGGGGGUUGGCUACGAAACAAUCCUCAAGGAGCAGAAAUCCCAAAGCAUGUUCGUGGAGAACAAAGCUUUCUCAAUGGAUGAACCUUCUUCAGCUAAAAAGCCUGUGUCCCCAUACAGCGGAUACAAUGGGCAGCUUCUGACAACUGUCUAUCAGCCCACAGAGAUGACUGUAAUGCACACUGGGCCUCUGGAUGCCCCUUACGAUGUCAUCCUCCCUCGUGCUACGGCCAACAGCCAAGUGAUGGGCAGUGCCAAUUCUACCCUGCGUGCUGAUGAUGCUUAUGUUUCACAGAGUAAGCAGGCAUUGGCUCAGAAAGAUGGAAGGAAUGGGCAGAUGAGUGAAAUGGCUUCAUCUCCAUAUAGCAAGCACAGAUGGUAGAAGUUUUGAAUCCUGAUUUCCACACAUCCUGUUCCUUGAGGAUGCCUUGCAAAGCCUGCCUCCACAAAGGAGCAUCUAACUGAGGCAAGGCCUCAGAUAGACAUGGAGAUGUCAUCUUGGGAACCGAGAAGAUUUCAUCUUGGUUGCUGAGGCAAUGUGUUUCUUUUUCUCCUGCAUAAACCAAGUGUUCUACUUGACAUCUGUUACAGUCAAUCUGGGUCACUGGGUCAGGAUGCCACUUCCUAUUCUAUGUUCCAAACAGUGAGCCUUCUAUUCUCCUUGGAGCCCUCAGUCAAAUUUAUAAUUCCACCUCUGUUUUGCCCGUAUUUUGAGAGCCUCCCUUAUUUUCACCCCACCAAUGAUGGACAACAUUCAGUGCUCAUUUUGUACAAAUAUGGCGUUAUGAGUGCUGAGAAGUUCCAAUCUACAGUUCAUAGUUCAGCCUCUUGUGGAUGAAUAGAUGGUUCCUGCAUCUUCCCAUCUCGUGUUCACUCCCACAAGGGAAUGCUUUGGAAAUUAGAAGGGUAUCUCUCCAGUUCUUAAUAGAGGCCAUUCUUCUUAAUGGAGAGAGAGAAACUGGUCAAAUGUAGCAAGAACUCUUGUUUGAAGUAUGUUGUGCUUUCUCCUAAUCCUUCUGCCUUUGGACCAAACCCUGGAAUGUGACAUCAUGGUAUUGUUCUUGGAAUCUUUAUUAUCUCCUCUUCUGUUAACCCCUCCUUAUUACGAAAAUUAAGGCUGCAUAUCUUUUUUUAAAAAAUGCUUGGUGUUUACUUUGAAUGUCUGUGUUUAUGCACCAGGGAGGAUCUACUUUAUAUUGUGGUCAGAGUCUAAACAUUCUUACCUGACGUUGACAACCAACUUGGUGAUUGAACAUGUUGGAGACACCAUUGGACAUGAAAGAGGGAAGCCAUAUUAAAAUGAUACUUUAUUUCAUGAGGUAUAAAAUGGUGGGACUUGCAAGACUGCUGUCAGUAACUGUUUUGUCAAAAAGGUUUGUUGCCAAUUGUGUUUUCAGUAUGGAUAAGCCUUCCUUAACUUGAUCUUCUCUAAAUUUUAAGGAUUACAACUAUCAUCCAAGCCAGAGUGGGAGUGCAAGAUAAUUGGUAGACACAGAUUGGGAAAAUAAAAAAUGCAAAACUUUGAAAGGAAAAUGAAGGAAUUUAACUGCAAGGAAUGGCCAGAGGGCUCCAUAAUGCAAGAGAUGGGUGGUGUCAUGUAACUGCACAAAAUAUUUCAGUUUUCAAGGAUUAUGCUGCUGAAAUGGAAUUUUGCUACGGAAUGGAUGCUGUUAGGCUUAAAAACAUCUGGGAGUGGCAGUUUCACUACAGAAAUGUAAUUGUCUCUUUUUGGCAUUACUCAUCUUGCUUUACCUUGUCCUCACUAGGUGAGGAUGAAUUAUCCCAUUCAAGAUAUUUUAUUCUGCUGACUUAUUCUUUCUCAUCUUUUUGUGCUGUUCUUUGGGGAAUUAUUCAGGCUCUGGCUUUAAUUUGAAAUAACAUCUUUCCCCGGGUAGAGGUGUCUCCCAACCACCUCUGAUAAAAUGCACAGUCAUAUGCCUCAAUAAAUCUGUUUGAUAUGCCUUUGGUCCUUUUCAUGGUAUCCCACUUUCUCUUCAUGCCUUGGUGUGCUAGUUCCUGGCUUAUAGCCUGCCUGUCCUUUUGCCCCUAGGAUGAUUGUGUGCCAUUUUUCUCUUUGCCUCUUCUUCCCUCUCUGGGCAGAAAAAGGCUGUUUCUCUCUCCUAUGCUGGCAGGAGAAAGAAGCUACCUUGAUAAAAAGAAGCGCUGCCCACUUCUUGCAAUGCCUUUUCAUCAGGUCUUCUCCUGGCCUCCUAGACUGAUAUCCUCUGAAAUUUAGCUUGCCUUUAUUGUGUAAGCAUUUUGAGCAGGCAAAUUCUUUUCAGACUUCUCCAACAUAGGAGCCUCCAAAUAUGCAGGGACAGUGACUCCAUGAAUGUUUUUGGACCGUGUUCUGAUUGGAAAGGUGUUCUCUACUGUCCGUAGAAGGACCAUACCCUGCCUGUAGAGUCUGUGCUCAAGAAGUGGAAGGACCAACUUGACACUGACUCAGACCAUGGCUCAUCUUCAAGAGGCUUGCAUUGAGUCAUGAUUUCUGCCUGUCUUGCUGAGAAUGCUGUUCUGUGCCUUGCUAGGGGAUGAGUGUGCUUCUAGCUCUUGGCUGAAAGAUUCUCUGCUCUGAUAAUGAGGAAUGAUGUAAUCUCCAUCUGCUAAUGCAAGCUGAGUAAAUGGCAGAGGGCUGUCGCUGACUGCUGUUUCAUCCAAGCUACCCUUUAAGCUGGGAUUGGGGAAGUGGUUCUUAUCGAUAUGGCUUUUUAAAUUCCGAAUGGUCUGACAAAUUAAAUAUUUUUUUUCCUAAAA
Messenger RNA from Crotalus tigris (Tiger rattlesnake), 5720 nucleotides. RefSeq names its product G protein-coupled receptor class C group 5 member C (gene GPRC5C). Gene Ontology annotation, biological process: G protein-coupled receptor signaling pathway. NCBI's taxonomy places the organism in Eukaryota, Metazoa, Chordata, Lepidosauria, Squamata, Viperidae. Gene Ontology annotation, molecular function: protein kinase activator activity; G protein-coupled receptor activity. The record is from RefSeq and is a predicted model, not a curated record. Bases 2023 to 3345 code for a protein of 440 amino acids. The transcript is spliced from 5 exons. Gene Ontology annotation, cellular component: intracellular membrane-bounded organelle; plasma membrane; signaling receptor complex.